This is a messenger RNA of Pangasianodon hypophthalmus (striped catfish), 5663 nucleotides long. RefSeq lists its product as uncharacterized. Lineage: Eukaryota; Metazoa; Chordata; Actinopteri; Siluriformes; Pangasiidae. The transcript has 16 exons. The record is from RefSeq and is a predicted model, not a curated record.
CACUUCCAUACACUUUAAAACUGUUUGCAGACGAACUUUGAGAAUGAUUUUAGGAUACUGUAUUUUAUUUGUGCUAAUUUCAUAUUCUUAUGGACAGUCCCUGACCUCCUCUGCUUCUGUGGUGAAGAGACCUGGAGAGUCAGUCACUCUGUCCUGUACCGUGUCUGGACUCUCGCUUAGCUGGUUGCACUGGAUCCGUCAGAAACCAGGACAAGGGCUGGAGUGGAUCGGGCGCAUUGACAGUGGCACUGGCACUAUAUUCUCUCAGUCUCUGCAGGGCCAGUUCUCCAUUACUAAAGACACCAAUAAAAACAUGCUGUACCUAGAAGUGAAGAGUCUGAAAGCUGAAGACACGGCUGUUUAUUACUGUGCUGGAAUGAAUGUAGUGAGGUGUGCUGGAAGUUGAACACUGUGUAACUGGGCUUUUGAUUACUGGGGAAGAGGCACAGCUGUCACUGUAACAAGCGCAGUGCAAGGCCCCCCGCAGUCCCUGUUUCCCGUGUGGCAGUGCGGCUCGGCCUCGGACGGUUUAAUCACUCUUGGCUGCGUCACGCGCGAUUUGGCCUCCGCCGACGGACUGAUCUUCAAAUGGGCGGAUGAGAAAGGAAGCGCGCUGACUGACGUCGUGCAAUACCCGGCGGUGCGCGGGAGCGGAGGGUUCACCUCGGUGAGCCAGGUGCGCGUCAAGGCUUCCGACUGGACCCAGAGCAAGAAGUUCACGUGCCGAGUCGAGAAUGCCAAAGGAUACAAAGAAGCGCUCUUGCAAAAGAAAGCUCAGCGUGUGGCUGAGCCCAGAAUCACCAUCAGUAUCAAGACAACAGACAAGGAUGUUGAUCUGCUUUGUUGGUUGGAUGGUUUUCAUCCUAAAAAAAUUGAUGUUCAGUGGUACAAGGGUGAUCAGGUGCUCAGACAGGGAGAAACCAUCAAGAUAUUCGAAGAUGUCAGCACUGGAGAAAAGGUGUAUUCCGCAAUGAGCCAAAUCAGGAUUAAUGCACAGCAAUGGAAUGAAGGCACAGUGUUCGCCUGUAAGGCCACACACAACUCCAAGACCUUCAGUGAAACAUGGAGCAAGUGCCAAGCUGCUCCCACAUCCACACCACAGAUACGUCUGGAGAAACCUCGUCUCAUGUCAGUAUUGACAGAUUCACAAGUAACAGCCUCCUGUGUUGUUGAAACUGAGUACACCAUCACCAAAGUGUCAUGGCUUGUAGAUGGAAAGCCAAAAACAGGCACAGCCAUCUCGACGAGACUGGGCGAGACAGUUAGCAACCUGACUAUCUCUACAGAAGAAUGGAAAAACUCGGGGACAAUAAAAUGCACAGCUGAACAUCUAUGUUUCGGCAAAGUAGAGAAGACGAUUGAUAUUAUAGAACCUGUGAAGAAAACUCCUACAGUGGAAAUCAGGAGGAUUCUUGCAGACAUACUGAAGGGACACAGUGCAGUGCUGGAGUGUGUCGGAAGAGAUCUGCCCUCUGGCGAGCUCUCUGUCACCUUCCAGGCCAAUGAAGCCAUGUUCCCUGACGUUCAGUACGUGGAUCUGCCCAAAGGCCUGGAAACACUGACUGUACGCUUCACUGUUCCCAAAUCACACCAAACCAAAGACAAACGUUUCACCUGUCAGAUUCAGCAAAGCCAUUCCAUGCAGUGGAAGUCCAGUUCUACAGGAAAACUUUUUGAUGACCCUUCAGUGGAACUUUCAGCUGUUUCCAGCAUUGACAAAUCCAGAUCAAUGACACAAAAACUUAUUUGUUCUGGAACUGGAUUUAACCCAAAGAUCAAGUGGCUCCCUGAAUCUUUGAACAAUCCUCCUUAUGAAGUAACGUUGCAAGCAGAUGGACGUGUGAAAGUGUCCAGUGAGAUAUCAGUUCCUCAACAGGAGUGGAGUAAUGGAGUGGAAUUUAAGUGUGAGGUUAGUGAUCAAGAUCAUCACAAACCUGUCCAGAAGAGCACCAGUGUUUGUGCAGCUCAUUCAAAUUACAAACCACCGAUAAGUCUGGAGAAACCUCGUCUCAUGUCAGUAUUGACAGAUUCACAAGUAACAGCCUCCUGUGUUGUUGAAACUGAGUACACCAUCACUAAAGUGUCAUGGCUUGUAGAUGGAAAGCCAAAAACAGGCACAGCCAUCUCGACAAGACUGGGCGAGACUGUUAGCAACCUGACUAUCUCUACAGAAGAAUGGAAAAACUUGCAGACACUAAAAUGCACGGCUGAACAUCUAUGUUUCGACAAAGUAGAGAAGACGGUUAAUAUUAUAGAACCUGUGAAGAAAACUCCUACAGUGGAGAUCAGGAGGAUUCUUGCAGACAUACUGAAGGGACACAGUGCAGUGCUGGAGUGUGUCGGAAGAGAUCUGCCCUCUGGUGAGCUCUCUGUCACCUUCCAGGCCAAUGAAGCCAUGUUCCCUGACGUUCAGUACGUGGAUCUGCCCAAAGGCCUGGACACACUGAUUGUACGUGUCACUGUUCCCAAAACACAUCAAACCAAAGACAAACGUUUCACCUGUCAGAUUCAGCAAAGCCGUUUCAUAAAGUGGAAGUCCAGUUCUACAGGAAAACUUUUUGGUGACCCUUCAGUGGAACUUUCAGUUGUUUCCAGUGUGGCUCAAUCUGCAACAACGACACAAAAACUUCUUUGCUCUGGAACUGGACUUAACCCAGAGAUCAAGUGGCUCCCUGAAUCUGUGGGUAACGCUCCUAGGGAAGUAACAGUGGAAGGUGAUGGACGUGUGAAAGUGUCCAGUGAGCUAUCGGUUCCACAGCAAGAGUGGAAUAGUGGAGUUAAAUUUACCUGUCAAGUCAGCGAUCAGGAUCCUCUCAAACCUGCCGAGAAGAGCACCAAUGUUUGUGCAGUGACUCCAGCUUUUGCUCAGACAGCAGAGGUUUUCCUGUUAGCUCCCUCCAUCAGUGAUAUGAGAGCAAAUGAUCAGGUCUCUGUCACAUGUCUGCUGGUGGGCCACAGGCUCAAGGACUUCACGAUUAUUUGGAAAGUAGGAAAGGACAGUUCCUCUCACGGUGUGACCACACACACUCCCAAAGCCCACAGCAAUGGAACAGAGAGUCUCCAAAGUGUUCAAAAGGUUCCGGCUGCAAUGUGGAACGCAUACACAAGUGUCUCCUGUGAGGUGAAACACCUCUGCUCCAACAAAACACAGCAACACAUCAUCUCUAAAACCAGAGAAGUCAAAAGUCCCACCAUCCGAAUUUUCAUUCCCAGUGACGACGAUCUCUCAGGAUUUCACAACACAUCUCUUCUCUGCUUGAUCGACGGCUUCCACCCUGCUGAUAUCUCUGUGCACUGGGAGCUGAACGGCAAACGGCUGGAUGCGUCUCGCUUCACCAACAGUCCAGUCGGCAUUCGCUCUGCAUGGGGUGGUUAUUCCAUGCACAGUGCACUGAUAUUACUAGCAUCAAAAAGGGAAGAUGGCAAUUUUUCCUGUGUGGUCAGCCACGAGUCAUCCAAAGAGCCGAUCAUCAGCACAAUAGACAACAUAUACGCCUCUGUGAAUGAAUGUCCUCCCUCUGUGGAGCUGCUGCAGGGUCGAGAUGAGCUGGUGUGUCUGGUGUAUGGUUACAGCCCCUCUGCCAUUAACAUCACCUGGCUCCAAAACAGUGUGAGUGUACAGCAUGAGCAUAGAACCAGCAGCUCUGCCAAAGGGCCGGAUGGGAAAUUCAGCAUUAAAAGCCACCUGAAUGUCAAGGCCUCUGAAUGGGCACCUGGAGCCACAUACACGUGCCAUGUCGAGCAUAUUACUGGCGUCGUCACUCGCAGCAUCUCCAAAACAGAAUUUACUGAAGAGACGAUAUACUUUGAUGAGAACAAGUCUGAUGCUAGCACUCUGGACCAGGCUGAGGAAACCUGGAACAUGGCCUGUGCCUUCAUCAUACUCUUCAUCAUCUCUCUCCUCUAUGGCUGUUCAGUGACUCUGGUCAAAGUGUAAACUGCUUGAUCAGCUGUUUAGGGCACCUUUUAGAGUUUAGAUUAAGACUUAUGUAAUGCUUUAUUGCUGUAUUGUAUUUGUCUGAAUGAAAACAAAACAAUUCUUAAUGACUAUUUUUAAGUUGAUAGAUGCAAUGAGUAAAAAGGGAAAUAAAUAAAGAAAAAAAUAAAUUAACUUGUUACUUGAUGCUGGAAAUUAGAGUUUCUUGCAGCUGUUGUUUUUUCUUUUUUUAUUCAAAUGAACGAUACACACCGAUCAGCUAUAACAUUAAAACCACUGACAGGUGAAGUAAAUAACAAUGAUUACCUUGUUACAAUGGUACCUGUCAAAGUGUGGGAUAGUGAACGGUCAGUUCUCGAAGUUAAUGUGUUGGAAGCAGGAAAAAUGGCCAAGUGUAAGGAUCUGAGCGACUUUGACAAGGGCCAAACUGUGAUGGCUAGACGACUUGGUCAAAGGAUCUCCAAAACAGCAGGUCUUUGUGGAGUGUUCCCACUAUGCAAUUCCCAGUAUCCAUCGAAAGACAACCAAUGAACCGGCGACAGGGUCAUGGGCGCCCAAGGCUCACUGAAGCGCGUGGGGAGCGAAGGCUAGCCCGCCUGGUCCGAUCCCACAGAAGAGCUACUGUAACACAAAUUGCUGAAAAAGUUAAUGCUGGCUAUGAUAGAAAGGUGUCAGAACACACAGUGCAUAAGGGGCUGUUUAGCCACAGACCAGUCAGAGUGCCCAUGCUGACCACUGCUGAAAGCGCCUACAGUGGGCACGUUAGCAUCAGAACUUGACCAUGGAGCAAUGGAAUAAGGUCGCCUGGUCUAACGAAUCACGUUUUCUUUUACAUCAUGUGGAAGGCCAGGUGCAUGUGCGUCACUUACGUGGGGAAGAGAUGGCACCAGGAUGCACUAUGGGAAGUAGGCAAGCCGGCAGAGGCAGUGUGAUGCUCUGGGCAGUGUUCUGCUGGGAAACCUUGGGUCCUGGCAUUCAUGUGGAUGUUACUUUGACACAUACCACCUACCUAAACAUUGUUGCAGACCAGGUACACCCAUUCAUGAAAACGGUAUUCCCUAUUGGCAGUGGCCUCUUUCAGCAGGAUAAUGCCCUGCCACACUGCAAAAAUUGUUCAGGAAUUGUUUGUGGAACAUGACAAAAAGUUCAAGGUGUUGAUUGGCCUUCAAAUUCCCCACAUCUCAACCCAAUUGAGCAUCUGUGGUAUGUGCUGGACAAACAAGUCCAAUCCAUGGAAGCCCCAUCUCACAACUUACAGGACUUAAAGGAUCUGCUGCUCUUGGUGUCAGAUACCACAGCACAUCUUAAGAGGUCUUGUGGAGUCCAUACCUCGACAGGUCAGAGCUGUUUUGGCAGCACAAGGGGGACCUACACAAUAUUAGGCAGGUUGUUUUAAUGUUAUGGCUGAUCAGUGUAUAUUCAAAACCAUUCUUUAAUUUGAAUUAAAUUUGUAUUAAAAAUUAAAAAAGCAGUGCCAGUAUAGUUUUGAUUAUUAAUUAUUCACUAUUUCACCAGAAGAUGGAAACAUAUCUCAAGUUUUCUAAUCAAAAUAUAAUAAAUGAAUGAAUAAAAUAACUCACAUACAACAGACUCCCUGAGAAUGAGACACAAAAUGUUCAUUAGGAUCCUUUCUUUCAGUUCCUACAACUACAUGUGUCUAAUUUACCAGAAAGAUAGUUUGUUAAGGCUUCUGAAAUUCAAAAUAAAAGAUAAUGACUAUGUGUUA